Messenger RNA from Mesocricetus auratus (golden hamster), 1134 nucleotides. It is a transcript of the gene Tmem35b, whose product is annotated as transmembrane protein 35B. Bases 46 to 375 code for a protein of 109 amino acids. Lineage: Eukaryota; Metazoa; Chordata; Mammalia; Rodentia; Cricetidae. The record is from RefSeq and is a predicted model, not a curated record. The transcript has 3 exons.
UCUUUCCGGCAGGGAGGGAGGCAGCGGGAGGAGGCAUUCGCUGCUAUGGCGCUCCUGGUUGGCACGCUGCGUCUCCUGCUCGGCGGCUUCUUCACGCUUGCCGGGGCUGCUAAACUCUUGCAGGUCUCGGCCCCCGUGUCACAACAAAUGGGCUGUGGUCUGGCAGUGUAUCAUGGAGGAGGAGGAUAUGACAGUAAAACCACUCAACUCCUGGCCAAGAAGCCAAGCAGAAACAGGAAGACAGACAUCACGGUCUCAUAUUCCCCUUCAGGGGCACAUUGCCAAAGACCCAAAGACCUUCAACCAGAUCCCAUCACCAUGAGGUUUCACCAUCUUCUAUGUGAGUCUGCUUCCCUUUACUGUGUGUCAAGUUAACCACCAAGAUCCGCCAUCCCUGGGAUCUUGGAGGAACAUUUCAGGUCCAAACUGUAGCAGCGCCUCACUUUUCUACACAGAUCUGAAUACAUCUACCUCCCAUGUGAACGGAGUUGACUGUUUUUAUCUCUCUUCUUGAGUAUGUCUCACUCUCUUUGAUCUGUGUUUGGAACCCAGUGAAGCAGGAGCAGGAAAAGGAAAGAUCUUGUCUCUGCUCCUCACAUCAGCCAAUGCUUAGCCCAUCUUGCUUGUUGGGAGAAUUAAAUGGGAGUCCAAAAGCACACCACUAGAGCCAAUUAGUACUGUUAUUCUCAACCCUUCCUUGGGAAUCAAGCUGGCUCAUCCCAGCAUCUCAGCCCAAGGCCAAGAGACAGCUGAGGCCCCCAACAUCCUGUGUUCAUUUGCUCAUGCCUGCAUGAAUUGCUCAAGCCCACAGGCCACGCAAGACUGCGUCUUUGAGAAAUGACCUGGCAUCCACACCAGGGCCAGCUAAAUCUCCUGAGGCCAAAUUCAAUUCUGUCCAAAUAAAAAAUGAUUCCCGUUGGCCUCAUCCAUCCCUGUGGUCUUGUACUAUCAUGCUUUUGAUGUAACAUUUCCUCCAGCAAUGUAGUCAGUUUCCGUUGGGAAAUGUCCAACUUAGUCUUCUGUGUCUGACCGGGGGAGGAAAAAUAACUUGAGAGUCAAUUGCCUUUGGGAGGUCAGACACAGUGGAAAGAAAUCCUCUGGCUGGAGUUACAGUGUGUGUGUGUGUCCCCUCCU